Molecule: messenger RNA, 3566 nt
Organism: Stegostoma tigrinum
Lineage: Eukaryota; Metazoa; Chordata; Chondrichthyes; Orectolobiformes; Stegostomatidae
Product: nuclear factor NF-kappa-B p105 subunit-like
Exons: 13
Coding region: 106-1461 (451 amino acids)
Biological process (GO): innate immune response; response to cytokine; regulation of transcription by RNA polymerase II
Cellular component (GO): cytoplasm
Molecular function (GO): DNA-binding transcription factor activity, RNA polymerase II-specific; RNA polymerase II cis-regulatory region sequence-specific DNA binding
Source: RefSeq, a predicted model, not a curated record
CGGAGGCACAGGGUUUACCUCUUCCUCCCUCCCAUCCUUUCCAUUCCCACCAACCGUUGCUCGAUAUUGCUGUUGUUGUUUCGAAAGAGAGUCCACUUCCAGCAGAUGGAGAGUAUGAAUCACUACAAUAGCGUAGACAUUGACUUUGUUCUCAGCUGUCAAGAUUUGAACUAUUCAGAUCCUUCUCCACAUUUCAGAUGUGAUCCCUACAUUGAAAUAAUUGAACAGCCAAAACAGCGAGGUUUCCGCUUUCGUUAUGGAUGUGAAGGACCAUCCCAUGGUGGCUUGCCAGGAGUCUCAAGUGAAAAGAACAAGAAAACAUAUCCAACAGUGAAGAUACACAAUUACACUGGACCUGCCAAAAUUGUUGUACAGUUAGUGACCAUUGAUGAGCCUCCACUUCUGCAUGUACACAGCCUAGUGGGACGACAAUGUGAAAAUGGAAACUGUGUAAUUCAAAUGGAUUCUGACGACAUGACUGCUAGCUUUCCCAACCUUGGAAUCCUUCAUGUCCCUAAGAAGGAUGUAGUAGCAAUUAUAGAACAACAGCUGAUUAAGUCUUGGACUUCUGAUGCCCAAAAUGGGAAUGCUUCACUUCCUAAUGGAAAUAGUGAAAAUGAAAUGGAAUUGCAACAAAAACAACUAAAGAAAGAAGACAGGGAAAGAAUCCAUCAGCAAGCCCAGAAGCAGACCAAGUAUAUGGAUCUCAGUGUCGUUCGUCUGAUGUUUACUCCAUACCUACCAGGAAGUGAUGGCAAAUUUACACGUAGACUUAGCUCAGUUAUGUCAGAUCCCAUCUAUGACAGCAAAGCACCUAAUGCAUCAAGUCUGCGAAUAGCAAGAAUGGCCAAAACAGCUGGGAGUGUGAUGGGUGGGGAUGAAGUCUUUCUGCUGUGUGAUAAAGUUCAAAAGGAUGAUAUUCAGGUACGCUUCUAUCAAGAAGAUGAGAGUGGCCAUGUUUGGGAGGCAUUUGGAAAAUUUGGGGCAGCUGAUGUUCACAGACAGUUUGCUAUUGUUUUCAAGACGCCAAAAUAUUUUGACAUUCACAUUACAAACCCUGUCUCAGUGUUUGUCCAGUUACGUAGACGUUCUGAUGGUGAAACCAGUCAGCCUAAACCAUUUAUAUAUUACCCACACACAAAGAACAAAGAACACAUUCAGAAGAAAAGGCAUAAAGCUUUAUGUAAUUGUACAGAUAACUUUGAGGAUACAACAGAAGGUCAAGGGGGAGUAUAUAGCGAUGGUCUGGGAAGGGAAAUGACAGUUUUAAAAAGACCCGGAUUUUUCAUAUCACCUUCAUACACGGAGAAAGAUGAAAAUACAGAAGGUAUAUUUCCUGUGGAUAACGAUAUAAUGACCUAUUUUCCUGCAUCUGAGCUGCCAGGUUAUGGGGAAAUUAAAAAACCAUUGGCUGUAUACAAUCACAUGAUAACAACACAGGAUACCCGGAACAAUGUAUAAGCUCUCUGUCAGGUUGAAGAACUUUCAUAGCAAUAAUGUUUAUGCUCAGAGUUAAACAGGAUCAAUGAAAUAUAUAGCAACACGAGAUGUUUCGUAAAUUAUUAAUAACAGGCAUUUCAUGGUUGUAUAGCAAAAUAAUAUAUAUCUAUACCUUUACAUAAAGUUAUGUGUAAUUAAAUGGGCAUGCUAUUUUGUGAGACAUCAUUGUAAGUUUCAAAAAGACUCUUAAAUAUGUAAGUUUGCUAUUAGAAAAAUAAAAGCUGGUCAUGUUUUUGGUCCAGCUAUGGCCUGACGCUAUGAAAUUUCCACUACAAGUUUGUGAUGUUGAAUACUUGUGUAUAUUUCUCCUGGAAUGACCUGGAAUUUUUCUGAUCAUGCUUUAGUGUCUUUAUCAUUGCUUACAAAUUUGAUUUCAAACUUCAAUAUUGUCUUGCAAGAUAUUUUAAAUAAGAGGUAAGAAAUAUUAAACUAGUACCUUGCACAUCAAAAUCUGAUUCUAAUCAGAGCUUAACUGUCUGAAUUUAAUUGAUUUCAAAUAAUUUUAAUGAUCAUAUGCUAACUUAGGCACAGUACACGGUACUUAGAUCUGUUGCAUGAAUACCUUUCUGAAAGCCAACUGUAAAAUGUAUACAGUCCUGUUAUGUUUUAACAGUCUAGAAAUUAAAGUAUUACUUUCUGAAAAUGACAAUUCUCCUGACCUUUGCAAACAUUGUUGGUGCAAUUUGGUCUUGUGGAUAACCUGUGUUAAUUAUCCUUUAACAUCGACGUUUCAGGAUACAUUCGCACAAUAAUUGCAGCAUCAACACGAUGUAUUCACUUAGCAAUGAUGACACAGUUUUGUGUAAAUACACUCUGAAUCUGGAGGCAGAACACAAACCAACACUGGAGUCAUCCACAGAAAUGUAAGAUAUAGAAACGUGGGACUUAAGAGCAGAAUUUGAUCAUUUGAGCCUGCACUGUCAUUCAAUAAUGUGAUGGCAUAUCUAGUCAUAAUCCCAAACCCACUUUCCUGUCUGCCUUUUCCCCCCACCCCUUUGAACCCCAUUUUCUAUCAAAAAAUGAUCUAACUCUGCAUUCCAUAAAUUCAAUGACGAAGCCUUCACUACUUUCUAGGGAAGAGAAUUCCACAAACACUCUGGGAGGAAAAGAUUCUACUCAUCUCUUAUUCUUAAACUGACCUCGAUUUCUAGACUCCUGCAAAAGAAGAGUACUCCCACUAAACUCCCCUCGUGGUCAUUUAUGUUUCAAUAAAGUCACCUCUCAUUCUUCUGAGGUCCCAUGGAAAUGGCUGAAUCUAUCCAAUAUUGCCUCAUGAGAUAACCCUUCAUCCCAGGAAUUAGUCAACUAAACUUUCUUUGAAUGAUUUCUAACACAAACAUGUGCUUUUUCAGUACAAUGCCCCAAUUUUUAUGUUCCAUUAUCCUUGCAAUAAAAGGCAACAUUCCAUUUGUCCUCCUAAUAACUAAAUGUACAAAUGUAUUAACUUUUUGGAUUCAUGUACCCAUGUAUACCCAGAUUGCUCUGUAUCCAUCUAUACCCAGAUUACAGAGUUCUGUAAUUGCUUUCCAUUUAAAUAGUAAAUUUGUUUUUUUUCUUCCAGCCAAAGUGAAUAAGUUCACAUUUUCCUACAUUAUACUCCAAUUUUUUUACCCACUCACUGAAACUAUCUGUCCCUUUGAAGACACUCCAUCUCUUCUUGACAAUCUACAGUCCUAACUAUCUUGGUAUCUUCGGGACAUUCAGCUACCAUUCUCCUAGCCCCUGCAUCCAUUUCAUUGAUAUAGAUUGUAAAUAAUUGAGACCCUGACAUAGAACUCUGUAGGACUCUACAGUGUGCUAAUCACCCAUUGUUGUUGAGAGAUAUUUCAGGCCUGGAUAUCCAUUUUACAAGAUUAUUAUCACUGCAAAGUCGAAAGAACUUUGCAUUUAAUGUUAACCAGCAGUAUAACCACGCCAUUAAAUAAGUUGAAAAAUGAUUUCAACUGUGAAGUGAUUCAGAUAAUGACACUUACUCUGCAUAUUUAAGUAAUACAAAUGCUUUGUUCCUUAUUGUUUCAAUUGCAAAUAAGUUAUAAUGGUUUCAUAGGGAGAAUGUCUGAUGUAAA